This is a messenger RNA of Staurois parvus, 312 nucleotides long. Lineage: Eukaryota; Metazoa; Chordata; Amphibia; Anura; Ranidae. The record is from the annotation of a GenBank genome assembly.
AUGUAUGUGAAAUGCUUUGAUACAGUAAUGUUUUACUAUGUGAUUUUAGUGAAUGUCACUUUUUGUCAUUUUUUAAUUUCCCGCCGUUCCGUCCCCCGUAUGUCCCGACGCUCGCAGGGGAUGGAACCCAGAAGACAGAUGCCGGCAUCCGCCGGAUUACAUUGCGGGGACACUGCAGGAGGGACAUCGUGGGAGCGCAGGACAAGGUAAGUGAUGGGGGAUCGCGGAGCAGCGCUGCAGGGUAUUCCCGACUGUAGCUUGGGGUUACCGCUUUUGCUACACUCAGGAAUACCGCCAGGAAGGUUAAAGUAA